AUGCUUCCCGUGUUGGCAUCUGAUGAUGUCCUCGACCGACCGAAGGAGACAAUCAAAAUGACAUCUGCUAUCGCCGACUUUUACAAGGACAAGAAUGUCUUUGUUACCGGUGCAACGGGCUUCCUCGGGAAGGUCCUUGUUGAGAAGCUGCUACGUUCCUGCCCGGAAGUGAAAGGAAUUUAUUUGUUGAUCAGGCCAAGAGGACCCCAGACUGUCCAAGAGAGGUUGAACAAGAUGGUAGAGUGUAAGCUAUUUGACAAAGUUCGUCAUGAACAGCCAACCUUCCACUGCAAGCUGCACGCCAUCCCCGGAGAAAUGUGUGAACCCGACUUAGGCAUCAGCCAAUCAGAUCAAGGCAUGCUGGUGUCAAAGAUCCACAUCCUUUUCCACGCUGCAGCGACAGUUAAUUUUAAUGCCCCCCUGAAAGCCUCCAUGCAGCUGAAUGUUGUGGGGACACGAUAUGUCAUCGCCUUGUGCCACGACCUCAAACACCUUCAGGCUUUUGUGCAUGUUUCAACUGCCUAUGCCAACUGUGACAGGAGUUACAUUGAAGAGGUUAUCUACCCUUCCCCUGUGCAGCCUCUCAAGCUGAUUGAUACUCUGGAAUGGAUGGAUAACACCAUGGUGACAAAGUUGACUCCAGACUUGAUAGGCAAAAGACCUAACACCUACACCUUCACCAAGGCAUGUACGGAGUACCUACUGACACAGGAGGCGGCUGACUUGCCGCUGUCCAUCGUCAGGCCUUCUAUCAUCGGUGGCUCCUGGCGAGAGCCUCUGGUGGUUGGAACGGGCUUGCUGCGAUUUAUGCGGGGAAAGAACAGUGCAUAUGCCGAUAUCGUACCGGUAGAUAUGACUGCCAACCUGAUCAUUGCUGCUGCCUGGGACACGGCUGUCUCAAGGGCAGAGACCAUCCCUGUGUACAACGUGACAUCAGGAGGUGUUAACCCGUUGAAAUGGGGAGAGUUCAGCGCCAUGCUGGGAACUUACUUCAACAAGCACCCACUUGACAAGCUCUUCCGGACACCCAACAUUACAUUCAUCAAUAACAGUUUCAUGUACCAGUUCUGGCAAAUCGUCAGCCACAAGGGCCCGGCUUUCCUGUAUGACAUCUGGCUCAGCAUGAUCGGACAGAAACCCAAGGUUUGGAAGAUGUAUGAAAAGGUAGAGAGGGCCCUUUCGAAAUUUGAGUACUUCACAUCUCACCAUUGGGAGUGGAGCCAUGACAACACUGAUGCACUUAUGGCCAAGAUGGGGACGGAAGACAAGAAGAUCUUCAAUUUUGACUACCGAGGCCUCCACUGGCCAACGUAUAUGGAGAACUAUGUCUUAGGCAUGAAGAAGUAUGUACUGAAGGAGGACAUGGACCAUCUCCCAAUGACGAAGGCACGUCUGAAUAGGCUCCGUAACAUCCCAAGGUGCUUCAACACCAUUCUGAUUGUUGUGGUCUGGCGUGUGUUGAUCGCGCGGACGAAGAUUGCCCGUAACAUCUGGCACCUGGUCGUCAGCCUCUGCUUCAAGUUCCUCCAGUACUUACGCAUCUCCAGCAAAAGGGGUCAUUAGGAAGUUCAAAAAGUUAUAUGCACUACUAGUUGCAGAUGACGCUAACUUGUCUUCAUCACAUUCUGACCUUGAUAUAUAUUAGUCAGUAAAAUGAAUAGAGAAUUAGACAAAGUAAACAAAUAGUUCUAAGUGAACAAAUUAUCCUUAGAGGGAAGGAAAAAAAAACAAAGAAACAACAAAUACAACAAAAAAAUGUUAGGAUACAUGUAGCUAUUAAUAACAAACCUAUCAAUCAAGUUACGCACACAUGUUUGUUAGGUGUUACCAUUGAUGGAAAACUUACCUGGAAAAACAUAUUGAUCUUAUUUGAAAACAAUCUAUAAAAACACAGGUAUUGUCAGAAAAAUCGCAAUUCUACUAUCUUCCAAAAUGUAUGAUAUCAUACUAUAGUUUGCUAUAUCACCACUGGGCUGAAAGGCAUCGGGUGUAGCCAUAUCUGAACAGGGAUAUGUAUGCAUUUGUGACAAAUGCUAGCGGAUGCAAACAGAUUCGAGUGGGAUCUGUAAAAUAUCCGAAAGUUGGAUUUUUGGGAUCCGGAAUGAAAAGAAUCAAACAUAUCCCAAAACGGGAUUUUCCGCGGAUGCUAAGCAGCAUCUUUAAGAAUAUUGCCGUACUUUUGGAAUAUCCGGAUCCUAAAGAAUUCCAAUGUAGGAUUUUCCACGAAUGCUAAUAGUUUUGUUUUUGUAGGGAUAUUGACGUAUAAUUGGAGUAAUCUGGAUGCUAAUGAAUCCCAAUAUAGGAUUAUCUGCGGAUGCUAAAUCGUCUGUCAAUGAAUAUAUCCGCAUAUUUGAAUUAGUUCUAAUUAUCCUAAAUAAUUCCAACAUGGCGUUUUCCGCGAAUAUACUAGUAUACUUUUUUUAAAAUAUCUAUUCGCAUAUUGAGAAUGGUUAGAUCCUAAAGAAUACAAAACGGGAUUUUUUGCUAAUACAAGAACGCUUUAAUGAAUUCUCCGUACAUUUGACAAAUCACAAUAUCAUGUGUGUCAAAAUAAUUACAUUCUCGUGUAUAAAGAUUGAAGCAACAAGAUGUUAUCUGGUUAAGUUAAGGUAAAGUUGAAUCCUUUAACCGCCAUUACCACAUGACGUAUUAUACUUCCAAAUGGAAUAAAUAUGGGGUAAAUAUGAAUACAAUUUAAUUCUUAUAUAUGUAAAUCUGGCAUAGGAGUCUGUGGCUAAUCUUGCUUCAAUGAGUAUCUGUUUCCUUUAAAAAUCAAAGUCUUCGCGAUGUCCAACUCCAAGAAAUUUUCACAUCGGGCUACAGGAUACGAAUAGUUAUAGUAAAUAGAGCUGGUAAUUCAACAUACAAC
This is a messenger RNA of Branchiostoma floridae (Florida lancelet), 2869 nucleotides long. RefSeq names its product fatty acyl-CoA reductase 1-like. Lineage: Eukaryota; Metazoa; Chordata; Leptocardii; Amphioxiformes; Branchiostomatidae. Gene Ontology annotation, molecular function: alcohol-forming very long-chain fatty acyl-CoA reductase (NADP+) activity. Gene Ontology annotation, cellular component: peroxisome. The transcript is spliced from 13 exons. Gene Ontology annotation, biological process: long-chain fatty-acyl-CoA metabolic process. Bases 1 to 1563 code for a protein of 520 amino acids. The record is from RefSeq and is a predicted model, not a curated record.